Molecule: messenger RNA, 693 nt
Organism: Staurois parvus
Lineage: Eukaryota; Metazoa; Chordata; Amphibia; Anura; Ranidae
Source: the annotation of a GenBank genome assembly
GGUGCUCUGUGUCCCUCGGACACAGCGGAUCACCGAUCUAUGGAAAGAGCUGAAGAUGUCGGCUUGGUCAUGUGAUCAGCUGUGUCCAAUUGCAGCUGAUCACAUGGGACAUGUACACUGAUCAUCAGGGCACUGAUGAGCAGUGUGGCCCCAGAAGUGCCACCUGUCAGUGUCCAUCAGUGCCAGCUGCCAGUGCUGAACAGUGCCACGUGCCAGUGCCACAUAUCAGUGCCUACCAGUGCACAUCAAUGCCACAUAUCAGUGCCCAUCUGAGCUGCCUUUCAGUGUCACCCAUCAGUGCCACCUAUCAAUGCCAAUCCGUGCCACCUAUUAGUACUGCCAAUCAGUGCCGCCUAUCAGUGCCCGUCAGUGCCUCCUAUCAUUGCCAGUCAGUGCCGCCUAACAGUGCCAGUCAGUCUAGCCUAUCAGUGCCAUAUAUCAGUGCUGCCUUUCAGUGCCCAUCAGUGAUGCCUGUCAAUGCCCAUCAGUGCCACCUACCAGUGCCUCCUCAUCAUUGCCACCUAUUAGUGUCCAUCAGUGCAGCCUAUCAGUGCCCAUCACUGCAGCCUCAUUAGCGCACAUCAGUGAAGGAGAAAAAUCACUUAUUUACAAAAUUUUACAACAAAAACUAAGAAAAAAAACUUUUUUUUUUCAAAAUUUUCAGCAGUUUUUGGUUUGUUUAAGAAAAAAUAA